Messenger RNA from Eriocheir sinensis (Chinese mitten crab), 1475 nucleotides. Its product is annotated as coiled-coil domain-containing protein 1-like. The record is from RefSeq and is a predicted model, not a curated record. The transcript is spliced from 2 exons. Lineage: Eukaryota; Metazoa; Arthropoda; Malacostraca; Decapoda; Varunidae. The coding region runs from base 65 to 691 and encodes 208 amino acids.
CUGGACAUGUCGAAGGAAGAAAAUCACGACAUUGUAAAAGCGCUGGACAUGUCCAAAGAAGAAAAUGAUGACUGUAAAAGCGCUGGACAUGUCGAAGGAAGAAAAUGACGACAUUGUAAAAGCGCUGGACAUGUCGAAGGAAGAAAAUCACGACAUUGUAAAAGCGCUGGACAUGUCGAAGGAAGAAAAUGACGACAUUGUAAAAGCGCUGGACAUGUCCAAAGAAGAAAAUGACGACAUUGUAAAAGCGCUGGACAUGUCGAAAGAAGAAAAUGACGACAUUGUAAAAGCGCUGGACAUGUCCAAAGAAGAAAAUCACGACAUUGUAAAAGCGCUGGACAUGUCCAAAGAAGAAAAUGACGACAUUGUAAAAGCGCUGGACAUGUCGAAGGAAGAAAAUGACGACAUUGUAAAAGCGCUGGACAUGUCGAAGGAAGAAAAUGACGACAUUGUAAAAGCGCUGGACAUGUCGAAGGAAGAAAAUCACGACAUUGUAAAAGCGCUGGACAUGUCCAAAGAAGAAAAUGAUGACUUUGUAAAAGCGCUGGACAUGUCGAAGGAAGAAAAUGACGACAUUGUAAAAGCGCUGGACAUGUCGAAGGAAGAAAAUGACAUUGUAAAAGCGCUGGACAUGUCGAAGGAAGAAAAUGACGGAAUCCAUGACACUGACGAGGACACUCUACAACAAUGACCACGAUAUGCUCCACUGACCUCGAUCCUGUUGAGGAAGCCACCCCUCCCCCUCCCCAUCCUUCCCCUCGACGUAACUCCCCUAUCGUCGGCCUCCCCACCCCCCGGCUUCCUCAACCCUGGCAGGUUCUCUCGGUCACCGGCGGUUCUUCGGGGCAAAGCUCUGGUACAAUUUCUCUUCGAGCAUCUUGCACCAAACCGCGCUGUAUUUCUCACGUUUCUUUGAGCCUUUCUAUCUAUCAGUAAAUUUAUCCUAAAGGGCGCUGAAGUCAUCCUCAAACUUUACUUAGCACUAGUUAAGACAUCUCGAUUAUGCAGUUCAGUUCUGGUCCCCCUACUAUAAAUGGAUAUCAAGAUGUCAGAAUCUGUAUAGAGGAGGAUGACAAAGAUGAUGCAGGGGGUGAGAAACUUGCCUUAUGAAGACAGGCUGAAGCAUUUAAAUCUACACUCUCUAAAAGGCGAAGGGUGCGAGGAGACUUGAUCGAAGUCUAUAAAUGGAUGAAGGGCUUCAAUAAAGGGGAUGUCAAUAAGAUUUUGAUAGUAAGAGAGAAAGGUAGGACGCGUAGCAAUGGUUUUAAGUUAGACAAAAAAAAUCAGAUUCAACAAAGACAUAGGCAAGAAUUGGUUUACUAACAGAGUGGUGGACGAAUGGAACAGGCUUGGCAGUCAUGUUGUGGGUGCCAAUUUCAUAGAUACAUUCAAGAAGAGGUUGGAUAAAGCCAUGGAUGGUGAGGUAAGGCGGGGUUGAGUGUACAGGAGCUGCCUUGUAUAGACCAACCAGCCUC